ACGCUGUUGCUACUAAAACCGAAGGAAAAUUCACCAACUACGUAGUCUUUAGUUCAGAGUUUUUAUUUUUAUUUUCUUUUUCCUCCUUCUCUGCUUUAAAGAAUUGUUUAAAAGCUCAUUUUCAUUGAAUUUCAAACCUUUCAUGUCUCCAUUUACGCAUCUCCUUCAUUUACCCCACCUGGGUUUUCCCUCUUCUCCACGUUCUCACAUCUUUCUUGAUUCUACACUUGUCUCCUUAAUUUCAAAUCUUUCUUUGUUGGUUGUCCUCAGUUCUCACCAUUAAUAUUUUCUCAUAUUCUGUUUCUUGCGGGACUUCAUUAUUUUUGGAUGUUCAGUGAAUUAUAAUCAAGAUCUAGAAGAUUCCACCAGUUUCAUGGAUCUUGAAAGCAAACAAUCUCUUCUUCCUCCAAUUACAAGUCCUUCUACUGACUCAAUCUUUGGACCUCGUAAUAGCUUACAUUCUUCAGAUACAAGUUUUCCUAUUAUAGCUGUUGCAAUAAUAGGAAUUUUAGCUACCGCUUUUUUGCUUGUUAGCUAUUAUAUCUUCGUAAUCAAAUGCUGCCUCAACUGGCACCGCAUAGAUCUUCUGAGGCGAUUUUCUUUAUCAAGAAACAGAAAUAAUGAAGACCCAUUAAUGGGUUAUCCUCCAGCAGUGGAGAAUCGUGGACUCGACGAGUCAAUAAUAAGGUCAAUCCCGAUAUUCAAGUUCAAGAAGGAAAGCCAUUAUAAGAAUCCAGUUAGCGAAUGUGCGGUUUGCUUGAAUGAGUUUCAAGAAGAUGAGAAGUUAAGAAUAAUACCAAAUUGCAGCCAUGUUUUUCACAUUGAUUGUAUUGAUAUUUGGCUUCAAAACAAUGCAAAUUGCCCACUUUGUAGAAAUAGCAUUUCAAGCAAUCCUGCUACUAAUUCAAGAUUCCCAUUUGAUCAUGUUAUAGCGCCAAGCUCUUCGCCACAAGAUCCAAAUCCUUAUAGCGGAAGUUUGAUUGGUGGAGAUGAAGAUUAUGUUGUUAUUGAAUUGGGAAGUAAUAAUCAUAAUUCCACAGAUCAAACUUUGCUUGCAGCACAGGAAAAGUUGAUGAAUUCAGGAGAGUUAUCGGUCCGGUCAAUUAGUACCCCUUCUCCGAGGAGGAAAUUGGAGCAGAGAGGAGGAGGAGGAUCAACGGCUCAGAAGAAGUCAAGGAAAUUUAAUAAGGUAACAAGUAUGGGCGAUGAAUGUAUUGAUAUUAGAGGGAAAGAUGAUCAAUUUGCAAUUCAACCCAUUAGAAGAUCUUUUUCAAUGGACUCAUCGGCAGAUCGGCAGCUUUAUUUAGCAAUUCAAGAAAUUUCUCAGAAGCAGAGCUGGCAAUUAGUAGGCGAGGUUAGUCCUAAUGAUCAAGGUUGUAGUAGUAAUGUUAAUGGAAGACCAAGAAGAAACUUCUUUUCUUUUGGUCAUGGCAGAGGAGGAUCAAGAAGUGCUGUUUUACCUGUUUAUUUGGAGCCUUAAGGCUCAAAAGAAGGUUUAGAUUAAUUCUUCUUUCUUUUUCAAAGGAUAUAGUGAUUUUAGCUGUGUUUAUUAAAGGAGUAGGAUUUAUUGUGACAGAAAAUAUUCAAUUGAAAUCUAAAAUUCUAAUUUUUAUUUGA
Jatropha curcas is the source of this 1617-nucleotide messenger RNA. Its product is annotated as RING-H2 finger protein ATL16. The record is from RefSeq and is a predicted model, not a curated record. Gene Ontology annotation, molecular function: transferase activity. NCBI's taxonomy places the organism in Eukaryota, Viridiplantae, Streptophyta, Magnoliopsida, Malpighiales, Euphorbiaceae. Gene Ontology annotation, biological process: protein ubiquitination.